AUGUCGCCAGAAGUAAAGAAAACGAUAGCGUCCAAGACAUUGAUGUUGUCUCAAGCGCAAGACGGGGUCGCAGAACCGGUCUCGUCGGGGGUUCUUGCCAAUGGCAACACCCACGAUCAACAACAACAAAAUGAAGUAGAUGAGCAACCACUACAAGAGCAAACUACCUCUGAGCCUGUAUUUGAGUUGGAAUCAGAAUCAGAGCUGCAAGAAGGUCCGGAUUCUUAUACCAUGGCCAUCUCAAAUUUACGGUGUCCUUCCCCUCCACCAAUCUUAGCCAAUUCAAGUAAACCUAAAUAUCCCACUGUAUCCCAAUUAGCAGGAGCCCUUUCCAAAGCAAAGCUUGAACAGCAGCAACAGAAGCACCAACUGCCAGCAACAGGUUUAGGAACCGUUUCAGGCUCAGGGAGCGCUCCAGGUUCAGGUUCAUGUUCAGCUGCUCCAUCAGUUGAUCCUUCAUCAACAUCAUCAACGAAAUCAGAACCUGUAGAUUCCGAAAGACGAUCCUCCCCCACAGUUCAUACCCCCACUACACAUCUACAAUCCCACACAACAGCUUUGCUGCAAAAGACACUGUUGCUGAAUCUGCGAUUCAAAGCUGACGGGUCCUUGGUUAGUAAUGGCGGUAAAGAAACCAUAGUCGCUGGAGGUGCUAUUCUUAACGCUAAUAAAUCUGCUAGUAGUAGUGGUACUAAUGGGGCCGUUUCUAACUCUUCCUCAACUGCUCCUUCAGCAACGGAUUCUCCAGCGGCCACAGCUGACCCUACGGGAAUUAAGUUACACCCCUUGCCCCAGCCAACCAGUAAGAUUGAUGAAAUCAUUGUCUCACCAAUCAUAUCUCAGAAAGACCCACAGAAUUCUAUUGAUGGAGAAGGCCUUACAAGUACAACUCCAAAUCCUGGUGCAAAUGCCAAUACAAACUCACCAUUAUCAACUUCUGUUCAUGCACAUUUCUUUAUGGAGGAUAUCUUGAAGCUGGGUAAGUUUAACAAUAGAUCUCGGUCUAAUUCGGGUUCCACUCUGAUUGCGUCUGAAGACAUAAUUUCUCGAAGACUGGGUCUUGGUAAUGUUGCAGGCCUGACACCUUCUCCUGCUACUGGUGGACCUGGAAAUGGUACUGGAAAUAGUAGUAGCAAUUUGGCUUCACCACUACAUGCAGCUUCGCCUUCGGGAAAUAUGGGUAGUCCUAACCCUGGAGCGUUGGAGCAGAAUGCUAACACUGAUCCACGGUUACCAACAGAUGAUGGGAAAAUUCAUGUUUUGGUUGGUAUGUGCGGAGCACUUUCCAUAGUAAAGGCUAAAAUGGCUAUUCAUAAGCUUUUAGAGAUUUAUGGACCAGAUAGACUUUCAGUUCAAGUUAUUCUUACUCAGGCAAGUCAAACUUUUAUUGGACCUGAAGCUUUCCAUCAGCUUGAAAAGAAGGUUCGGAUAUGGCGAGAUGAAGAUGAAUGGAGUACUUGGAAACAACGACUGGAUCCUGUUUUACAUAUUGAACUUCGUCGUUGGGCAGAUAUUUUAGUUGUAUGCCCAAUGACAGCCAACACACUUUCCAAAAUCUCACUUGGGUUAUGUGAUAAUUUAUUAACCAAUGUUGUGAGAGCUUGGAACACCUCAAAGCCCAUUCUUUUGGCACCAGCAAUGAUCUCUUAUAGUUAUAAUGCUGUGACUACUCGGAGACAAUUGCGGUUGAUCUGUGAGGAGAUGCCAUGGAUUGAGGUUUUGAAACCUAGUGAGAAGGUUAUUGGAAGUUAUGGUGAUAUAGGACUUGGAGGAAUGAUGGAUUGGAAUGAGAUUGUGAAUAAGAUAGUCAUCAAGUUGGGCGGGUACCCUGAUGAAAAUGAAGACGAAGAAGAAGAGGAGGAUGAGGAGAAGAAGAAGCAAGAACAAGAUGAUGAAGAUGGCGAUGACGAUGACGAUGACGAUGACGAUGAAGAUGGCGAUGACGAUGACGAAGACGAAGACGAUGAUGACGAUGAUGAUGAUGACGAUGACGAUGACGAGAAAAAGCAUGAAAAUACACAAGCUCAAUCUUCAAACGAAAUAUCUUCAUCAUAA
Messenger RNA from Lizanozyma spartinae, 2055 nucleotides. RefSeq names its product phosphopantothenoylcysteine decarboxylase complex subunit (gene SIS2). Lineage: Eukaryota; Fungi; Ascomycota; Pichiomycetes; Serinales; Debaryomycetaceae. Gene Ontology annotation, molecular function: phosphopantothenoylcysteine decarboxylase activity; FMN binding. The coding region runs from base 1 to 2055 and encodes 684 amino acids. The record is from RefSeq and is a predicted model, not a curated record. The transcript has 2 exons. Gene Ontology annotation, cellular component: phosphopantothenoylcysteine decarboxylase complex. Gene Ontology annotation, biological process: coenzyme A biosynthetic process.